Messenger RNA from Guyanagaster necrorhizus, 474 nucleotides. RefSeq names its product NGG1p interacting factor 3. NCBI's taxonomy places the organism in Eukaryota, Fungi, Basidiomycota, Agaricomycetes, Agaricales, Physalacriaceae. The annotation marks the transcript as partial. The transcript has 4 exons. The record is from RefSeq and is a predicted model, not a curated record. Gene Ontology annotation, cellular component: cytoplasm; mitochondrion.
UCGCUUAUGCUCACGAACCCUCUGCAAGCUUCUCUUCUCCACUGCGCGGUCCAGGGCAUCUUGCUUUUCUCACUACAUACGUCUUUGGACUCUGUCUGGAGAGGCAUGAAUGACUGGCUUUCCAAAGGGCUUGGUCCUGGCCAAAUUAGUGCCUUGGUAAGUGAGAAAUUUGAUACGAGUGGGACGAGCGAAGGUGCAGAAGGACGGUUGGUCUUUCUAGAUGAACCAGUGUUGGUGAAAGAGCUGGUGGAUAGGGUGAAGUGGCAUCUUGGCCUAUCGCAGGGUGAAAAAAAUUUCUUAGCAUAUCCCUCCGCCGUACUUAGUGACAUUCGGACGGUGGCGAUAUGCGCUGGGUCAGGAGGAUCUAUGCUUCUUGUUGGACGCGAUGCGGAUGUUUAUUUCACUGGGGAGAUGUCGCAUCAUGAAGUCUUCGCAUCAGUCUCUGCUGGGAAGCAUGUCAUUUUGUGUGAAUGA